GAGAGGGAGUCGAUCGCGGUCCCUGCUCACAGACUGCUGAAGUGCUUAGUCGGACUUUAUUGUGUGUGAGAUGUUUCACCGCCUCUCUCUGUGACUAUUGUUUGUGUUAAACGUCAAUCAAGAUGAUCAGCAUGGACAAACUUCCCAACUGAGAGUCAACUGCUUGAAAGAGAUUUUGUUUUGUUUCCUGCCUCUAGUGCUCCUGGGUUAACUUCACUUCCUGCCCUGGUGUGGUUUCCCUGUGAGUUUGAUUGGCUGCCGUGUCCCUGAUUGUUUCCACCUGUGUCCAAUCACCUGCACCCUCCCAGUGUAUUUAAACCAGAUGAUCAGUAUGGACGAACUUCCCAACUGAGAGUAGACUGCUUGAAAGAGCUUUUGUGGUGGUUGAAGAAAGAAAUGACAUUCCUCAAGCUGGUGGUGUCUUUCCAUCUCCGAGUCAUCUGAAAUUAAUGACCCUACACCAGCUGACCACCAUGAAUACCUCCGCCCAGCCAUUCGCCAACAACACCCCACUAUGCUACUCCAUAAACAGCCCUCCAUUCGUGUACCAACCUAACAUCGCGUCGGCCUACUUCUCGUCCAUCUUCACCACUUUGGGCGUUACCUCCAAUCUCAUCGCUUUCGUAGUUCUCGUCAAGUCCUUCCGUCGGACACACAGCCGCUCACGCUCCUUCCUGAUCUUCCUGGGCGGCCUGGUGGUCACCGACGCCAUGGGUCUUCUGGUCACCGGCUUCAUCGUGAUCUCCUUCCAUGUUACGCACUUCAAUUGGCGCCUCUUAGAUCCAAAAUGCCACUUCUGCAACUUUAUGGGCAUAUCCAUGGUCUUCUAUGGACUGUGUCCACUGAUGCUUGGUGCCACCAUGGCCACGGAGCGCUUCAUGGGCAUCAACUGUCCCUUUGCACACACCACCAAUAAGCCCAAGAGCCGGACGGUCUCCAUGGUGUUGAUGGUGUGGUUGACCGCUGGCUGCAUAGCUCUUCUGCCCCUAACAGGCAUUGGAAGCUACCACAUGCAGAUGCCUGGCUCCUGGUGUUUUUUCAACAUCAGCUCAGAGGGAAGUAACCUGGCCUUCUCCCUGCUCUUCUCACUGGUCGGGUUGAUGUCCAUUGCUGUGUCCUUUUUGCUGAACACGGUCAGCGUUGUGACCCUGAUCAAGGUGUGCUGUGGACAAGAUAGGACCCAGCGUAGACGAGACCACGAAAUAGAGAUGAUGGUCCAGCUCAUCCUCAUCAUGGUCAUUGCUUCCAUCUGCUGGUGCCCCAUCCUGGUCUUUAUUGCACAAACUGUGCUGUCUGGCAGAGCCCUCGAGAUCAAACUCCUACUGCUGUGGCUGCGAUUCGCCAGCUUCAACCAGAUCCUGGAUCCGUGGGUAUACAUCCUGUUUCGAAGGGCAGUUCUCAAGCGAAUCUACCCCCGCCUCAACUGGUCUCGCGGCUCCAUCAUGACCAUGAACCCGUCUUUCAGCGAUACUCUCCGGAGGCUCACGCGUUCUUCCCUUGGGAACAGCCGGGGACCGGAUGAAGCGACAGAGGCCCAAAAAUCAAAUGUAAAACCCCCAUCUACAUUGAAGCAACCACCUGCUUCUCCGUGAUUGUUUGGACUGAAGCUGUGGCAUCAGAUGGAGUGCCAUUGUUAGUGUUGCCUCUAAAAGCUUUGAUUCAUGUUAAACCGCUGCCAGCAUGAGAAACAAGGUUGAACCAAUGAUCUGAAACAAUUGAAUCUUGUUCUUUUUGAUGCAUAUCAUUGAAAUAUUGCGCAUUUAUUAAGCAACACUUUAAUAUCGAGCACAUUAUAAGAGCAGCGGCUGAAAUACAUUUUUGUAAACUGUGCUUUACACUCCUUUUUCUACAGUGGGUAUGAAGAAUCGUUACCAAUUUUUUUUGUAACUGAGUCUGUUGCCUGAAACAUUUUAUCUGCAUAAACAAGCCUAACUAAAUGUAUUUCAUGACCAUUGCCAUUUAUUUUAUUGUCUCCAGGAGAAUCAUUUAAUCAACUGUCAUCUUUUCAAGAGCUUUUCUUUCCUGCUCUGCACCGCCCUUCACUGCUCUGUGACUCCUCAGCCAUGAAGCUCCUGGCCGGUAGUGAUAACGCCGUUGAGUUUGUCACCAACAGCCGCAUCUGCUUUCCUGUGUUAAGACACCAAGGAGGGGAGUUCAGUUUGCUCAGUGCUUUUGCAGGGUAGGCUCUGCUAACUGCUUGAUAGGUAUUUCUGCUGCCUUAUCGAGCGGUGAGAACAAACCACAGACAAGUCGUAUAUAUUUCACUUUGCAAAGGGGAAGCCCAACCACACAGCGUAUGCAGUGUCGACUUCCGACAAACUUCCCUUUACAUCAGCCUUUUAUUCGCAUCCUUCACACAUACACAACAACAGGGUGGAACACGGGGGCGGGGGCUAGCUCUGUGUUCUAGAGGAGUGCAGAGUUCAUAUGUAUUGAUAUCUACUCCUGUGUCAGGGGUGCAGAGUUCUUAUGCACGUGCUUUUGUGCACAACAUCCUGUGUUACAGUCAGCUGGUGCUGUACCACUCCCCAGCUGCAUGUGAUAAAUUUGUUCCAAAAGAUGUUCCAAAAGCAUAAUAAUCACCCACUGUGCCCUAUCGUCUGCCGUGCCGUGGACACAGAGGGGGGGGGCGGGGGUGUGUAUGUUGGGAAACCCUUAAACUGCUAACAGAACUACCAGGAGGCGCACGCACAUCAGACAGUGCGAAGCAGACAACUCAAUGAGUUUCUAAGGGGUCUAUAUCCGACAUCUUUGAUCGGCCCUACUGAGUGCAAUUUCUAUUUUUUUUAUUUUUGUUUCUUUUGCUUAUGUCAAACAAAUGUUUUUAGAUUUUAUCUUUGAAGAAUACCGUUAUUUUAACCGAACAGAAGGCAAAUUGACAGUUAUUUCUUAUGAAUCAAACUUGUAAUCCACUGAUAUAGAAUAGAGUCCCAGCACACCAACAAAAUGCACAUACAUUUUCUAAAACUGACUCAAAGGGAUCUACAUGCACUGAUGUUUAUGCAGGAACUGCUCUGUCAGCAGUUUAACUAAACAACUUGUUUUGAAGUGGUUCUAUAUUAUGUUAUCUGACCCUUUACACUCAUAUGCUUAGAUGCUCCUGUGUGUCAUGAGACACAGUAACAGUUAAUUAAAUGGGUAUACAGACUCAUGCUAAGUAUGUAUUAUUUAUUUAUUUUGGAAGGGACCUUGAAAAUGUUUGGAAAAGACCUUGAAUGUUGAAAGGAACAGUGUCAGUGAAACAUUUCAUCCUCAAUGAUACAUAAUCGUUCACAGGGGCUGAGGGGAAGAUCCUUUUUUAAAAUAAAAUGUAUGUGCUAAAAGUUAAGGCAUUCAAACACUUUACAUUUAAAUGUUUACACUAAACAAAACCAUUUAUUUUCUGUGUUAAAUGUUAUGGCAUUUUAUAAUGCAUGUAAAUCAAAUCAGCCUGUCCAUCCCCAUGAAAGAGAUUAAAUAUUUCCUCUGUCAAUGAAAAUGUUCAUGUGUCAUUCAUUUCCACUGUCAACUUAAAAAAUGCAAUAAAAAUAUAAUACCAUUAAAAUGUUUUGUUGGAUGACAGGUCAUGUAUACAUACAUAUCUGGUAAAUAGAAACUGUCAGUCUAUAUUUCUAUGUAAAUUAGAGAUUAAAUAUAGAGAUAGAGAUCUGUCAGUGUUUAAUAAAAUAAUACUAUAACCUGAUGACUGUACAUAAAAGUAUCUUUCCAUUUGUUCCUUAUAAUCUUUUCUUACUUCUUACCUCUCCUCUGGGCCUCACUGAAGUGCAUAGUUUAUUUAUGUAUCUCUUGAGGCCUCUCGAGAUGUUUAACUAAAAUGUCAAGUAGUUAUCAACUCUAAGGGUGUUUAUAACACUUAACAGGAGGAGGGGGAUUAUCCAUUUGUUGCAUAAUCCGUUCAACCAGAAUAUUCUGGUAGUGUAAUGACAACAUUAUAGCAAUUAUACAAUAUUUAUAAUCAAGCUUGUGCGGUCAUGUUUUGCUCUAAUUGAUAAUCCAGUUGUUCAUGUUGAUCGGUUUUGAACAUUAUUUUAUCAGUCAUAUUGGAAACUCAAUUACUAGAAUUUCCUAGAUUGAUCACCAAUAAUUUGUGCCUUGCUUUAACCACGUAGGCGUUUCAUCCAGUAAAGUGAAUAAACAUUGAAUGUGCUCCACAGAACGGCAUGUGAUUGUGCAUGUAAAUAAAGGCUUGAA
Messenger RNA from Pungitius pungitius (ninespine stickleback), 4191 nucleotides. It is a transcript of the gene tbxa2r, whose product is annotated as thromboxane A2 receptor. The transcript has 5 exons. The record is from RefSeq and is a predicted model, not a curated record. Gene Ontology annotation, molecular function: thromboxane receptor activity. The coding region runs from base 450 to 1592 and encodes 380 amino acids. NCBI's taxonomy places the organism in Eukaryota, Metazoa, Chordata, Actinopteri, Perciformes, Gasterosteidae. Gene Ontology annotation, biological process: inflammatory response; adenylate cyclase-activating G protein-coupled receptor signaling pathway; positive regulation of cytosolic calcium ion concentration. Gene Ontology annotation, cellular component: plasma membrane.